Molecule: messenger RNA, 3528 nt
Organism: Globicephala melas (long-finned pilot whale)
Lineage: Eukaryota; Metazoa; Chordata; Mammalia; Artiodactyla; Delphinidae
Gene: GALNT13
Product: polypeptide N-acetylgalactosaminyltransferase 13
Biological process (GO): protein O-linked glycosylation
Cellular component (GO): Golgi apparatus
Molecular function (GO): polypeptide N-acetylgalactosaminyltransferase activity
Source: RefSeq, a predicted model, not a curated record
GGGGGCGAAGUGACCAGGCGGUGGCGGCGUCUCUGCCGAGGUGACAAUGUGCUAGGAGCCCUCGCUCGGUCUCCUGCGCCUCCUCGGCCUCGGCGCCCGCUCUCGCGGAGCCCCUCCAGCCAGCCGCUGCGCUAUGAGGGCGCCUCUUCGGGGCUGGCCGAGGCCGGAGCCGGCUCGCUCUGCUCGCGGGGAAGUGUGAAGAGAGAGGCGCGGGCGGGAAGCGGGGCUGCGCGCGGCGCUCGCGGGCCGGCGCGUGUUCCAGGUGAGCGCGGGCUCCGCGCGCCCCGCACUCGGCGCGGCCGUCUGGCGCCUGCCGGUCUGGGUCGGAGGCUGAAUUCCGUGCGUGGACCGCCGUUCCCUCUUCGCGGGAUCCCUGGCCACGGUAGCAGAUGCAUUUUGUAGGAGUAUUUUGAGGAUGAAUGUUUGCAAAUCAUUUUGAAAUUACCAAGUGCCACAUACAUGGGGUGCAUCCUGCUUUUAUCCUGGAGUUCACCCCUGUGGCUUGGAUUUAUCACAGUUGUAUCUGUCUUCGAUCUCUGUGUUAACUAGAAAUCAAGGAAAGACAUGAGGAGGUUUGUUUACUGCAAGGUGGUUCUAGCCACUUCACUGAUGUGGGUUCUUGUUGAUGUCUUCUUACUCCUGUACUUCAGUGAAUGUAACAAAUGUGAUGACAAGAAGGAGAGGUCCCUGCUACCUGCCCUGAGGGCUGUUAUUUCAAGAAACCAAGAAGGGCCAGGAGAAAUGGGAAAGGCUGUGCUGAUUCCUAAAGAUGACCAGGAGAAAAUGAAAGAACUGUUUAAAAUCAAUCAGUUUAACCUUAUGGCCAGCGAUUUGAUUGCCCUUAACAGAAGUUUGCCGGAUGUAAGAUUAGAAGGAUGCAAGACAAAGGUCUACCCUGAUGAACUUCCAAACACAAGUGUAGUCAUUGUAUUUCAUAAUGAAGCUUGGAGCACUCUCCUUAGAACUGUUUACAGUGUUAUAAAUCGUUCUCCACACUAUCUACUCUCUGAGGUCAUCUUGGUAGAUGAUGCCAGUGAAAGAGAUUUUCUCAAGUUGACAUUAGAUAAUUAUGUGAAAAAUUUAGAAGUGCCGGUGAAAAUUAUUAGAAUGGAAGAGCGCUCUGGGUUAAUACGUGCCCGCCUUCGAGGAGCAGCUGCUUCAAAAGGACAGGUCAUAACUUUUCUCGAUGCACACUGUGAAUGCACGUUAGGAUGGUUGGAGCCCUUGCUGGCAAGAAUAAAGGAAGACAGGAAAACAGUUGUAUGCCCCAUCAUUGAUGUGAUUAGUGAUGAUACCUUUGAAUAUAUGGCCGGGUCAGACAUGACUUAUGGGGGUUUUAACUGGAAACUGAAUUUCCGUUGGUAUCCUGUUCCCCAAAGAGAAAUGGAUAGAAGGAAAGGAGACAGAACAUUACCUGUUAGGACCCCUACUAUGGCUGGUGGCCUAUUUUCUAUUGACAGAAACUACUUUGAAGAGAUAGGAACUUACGAUGCAGGAAUGGAUAUCUGGGGUGGAGAGAAUCUUGAAAUGUCUUUUAGGAUUUGGCAAUGUGGAGGCUCAUUGGAGAUUGUGACUUGCUCCCACGUGGGUCACGUUUUUCGGAAGGCAACUCCAUACACUUUCCCUGGUGGCACUGGUCAUGUCAUCAACAAGAACAACAGGAGACUGGCAGAAGUUUGGAUGGAUGAAUUUAAAGAUUUCUUUUAUAUCAUAUCCCCAGGUGUUGUCAAAGUGGAUUAUGGAGAUGUGUCAGUCAGAAGAACACUAAGAGAAAAUCUGAAGUGUAAGCCCUUUUCUUGGUACCUUGAAAACAUCUAUCCGGACUCCCAGAUCCCAAGACGUUAUUACUCACUUGGCGAGAUAAGAAAUGUUGAAACAAAUCAAUGUUUAGACAACAUGGGCCGCAAGGAAAAUGAAAAAGUGGGUAUAUUCAACUGUCAUGGUAUGGGAGGAAAUCAGGUAUUUUCUUAUACUGCUGACAAAGAAAUCAGAACCGAUGACUUGUGCUUGGAUGUGUCUAGACUCAACGGACCUGUAAUCAUGUUAAAAUGCCACCACAUGAGAGGAAAUCAGUUAUGGGAGUAUGAUGCUGAGAGACUCACCUUGAGACAUGUUAACAGUAAUCAAUGUCUAGAUGAACCUUCUGAAGACGAUAAAAUGGUGCCUACCAUGCAGGACUGUAGUGGAAGCAGAUCUCAACAAUGGCUGCUAAGGAACAUGACUCUGGGGGCAUGAAGACCAUUUCCCCUAAGCCAUGAAAGUGUCUACACUUAUGCUUUUCCAUUAUUUCAAUUAGGAAAAAAUAUUAACUUUGUUGAAUUGAAAGUUUUAAAAUCCUUUUAGUAUUCUAAAACACAGUUGUUUAUAAUUCAUUUUUAGGAAUGUUUGCUUAUUUCCCUACUAAAAUUUGUAUCUGAUUAAAAAGCACAUAGAAUAAAUAACAGCAAACUGUUAUUAAACAUCAGAACAACUUGAAAAACGAAUUGUGUUUCCUUUUAAAAAAAAAUUAUUGCCAUCAUGUCACAGGAUUAGUUUGGGGGGGGGGGCUAUUUUUAUUUUUUUCUUAUAAUGUGGAAAAAGGGACAAUGUAAAUGCCUUAUAACUUCAUUAUGAAAUGUUAUAAAUUGUUUUAUAAACUCUGUUUCUACUGGACCUUCAUGGAAACAUGUUGAAUUUCUAUGUCAACAGCAAGGCCAUUACAUUGAAUUACUUCUAAGCAAUGAAUUUGUUGCUCAAAAAUCAGUUCCAAAUUUUGUACCAGGAAAAAACUUAAAUUGGAUAUUGACAUCUAAUAGAGUUCUUAUAAAAACAUCACAUUUAAACAAAAAAGUGGAGGAGAAUUUGAAAAUUCAAUUUAAAGUACAUGAAAUCAGAAGAAACUAGCUAGUCAUUGAGGGGAGCAAAAUGAAGCUAAAAAACAAUUGAAACAUUUUAAAAAGAUAUUCUGUUUGGGUUGCAAUCACUUCUAACACAGGCUGAGUGUAACAAUCAGCUUGGUCCUAGAAUUGAUGUGGGAAACUCAAUUUUUAACCACGUUGUCUCAUAAACUAUACAGUUGUUUUUCUCUUCACUCUAGAGACUGGGACUUGUCACUUAGGCUACACAGAAUUGUAGGUGAAAGGUAGAGUAUUAGCCCUAAUUUUUAAUUCUUUGGCAUUUAGGAUUUUAGUUAAGUCACUGUGACUACUUUAUUUUUAUAUUUAAAUAAAAUAAUGCAUUACUAUCAGAAUUUCAUUGCUAUGCCAGAAUAUCUAAAGUUUUCAUCACUGGGGGAAUGAACUCAAUAUAUAUCCAUUAAACAUUUAUUUUACCUGAAAUGCUAGAUAUCAUUUGCCAUAAAUUAUGACUCAAGGAACACAGUCAUAAUUAGGCUACCUUCACAUGUUCUUUUUCCAUCUUAAAACACUUUGUAUUCAAACUACGUAAGUAGAAAACAUGAAAAAAAAAGAAAAAUCUGUGACACCAUUUAAAAUGCCCAUAAACUUGCUCUACAUAUGUAUUUUAUUCAUUGUAAAUGCACUCAGCAGC